Messenger RNA from Puccinia graminis f. sp. tritici CRL 75-36-700-3, 922 nucleotides. RefSeq names its product dUTP pyrophosphatase. The transcript is spliced from 4 exons. Gene Ontology annotation, molecular function: dUTP diphosphatase activity; magnesium ion binding. The record is from RefSeq and is a predicted model, not a curated record. Bases 95 to 556 code for a protein of 153 amino acids. Gene Ontology annotation, biological process: dUTP catabolic process; dUMP biosynthetic process. Lineage: Eukaryota; Fungi; Basidiomycota; Pucciniomycetes; Pucciniales; Pucciniaceae.
AGGAGCCAAAACAUCUCAGGAGUAAGCACAAUUUCCAGGACUCCAGUUGAAAAUCUCCUUCUGUAACUUGACAAUCGACUAGAUCAAUUAUUCAAUGGCAGCUUCGAUGUCCGAUAUUCUUCAAGUCCAACGACUUUCGCCCGACGCCACGAUCCCAACAAGGGGGAGCAAGUUUGCCGCAGGAUAUGACCUUUACGCUUCCAAGGAUACGACGAUUCUCAAAGGAGGUCGAGCAGUUGUACCAACAGACAUCACGAUCGCCGUACCACCCUCUACAUACGGACGGGUCGCACCGCGCUCUGGGCUCGCUGUUAAGCACGGAAUUAACACCGGAGCAGGCGUGAUUGAUGAAGAUUAUCGGGGCCCGGUUGGAGUUGUUUUGUUCAAUCAUGGCGAACAAGACUUCCAAGUUAAGAAGGGUGAUCGAAUUGCUCAGCUGGUGAUCGAAAGAAUUGUGACCCCUGAAGUUCGGGAAGUCCAAUCGAUGACUGAGACAGAGCGUGGGGCGGGUGGUUUUGGUAGCACUGGUGGCUUCGGGACUGCUAACCAAGCUUGAGACGACCCAGCUCCCCAGUAUUUUAGGGGAAAUAGUCCACCCGAGACCAAGAAAAAUACAUGAACGAAUUGGAUACAUACCGACAGAAAUAAUCUUUGAAAAAUUAAGGAAAGCUGACCAACUCAAAAAGAAUCAGCAAUCGUUGAGACAACUGGUACGAGAGAAGAGAAGAGGAAAACGAAGAAGUAAAACGCGACUGACAGAAGAAUCUGGACUAUUUGAGUUUGAUGGCUUACUGCUGGUUGAGAUGAAGGCUUUUUAAACUGAGAAAAGCAAAGAAGACCAAUGCCAACAGAAAGCUUCUGGUGAUAAUGGCCAGAAAACUUGAUUGUGUGGGGAACAGAUGAUCUGGGACCUGGGUUGUUU